ACCGCGGCCCGGCCCGGCAGGACCCAACAUGGCGGCGGCGGCGGCGGGCGCUGGGGUCGCGGCGGUCGGGGCUGCCCGCCCUUAGGGCCUCUCCUCUUCGGGCCGCACGGCAACCCCAGCACACUUCGGAGUCAGUUGCGCCCCGCCGCAUCCGACAUGAGGGAAAAGGGCCGUAGGAAGAAGGGCAGGACCUGGGCUGAGGCCGCCCGAACGGUCCUGGAGAAAUACCCAAAUACACCAAUGAGCCAUAAAGAGAUCCUGCAAGUUAUCCAGAAGGAAGGACUCAAAGAGAUCAGUGGGACCUCCCCUCUCGCCUGCCUGAAUGCGAUGUUACACACCAACUCCCGGGGGGAAGAGGGCAUCUUCUACAAGGUGCCGGGCCGCAUGGGAGUCUACACACUGAAGAAGGAUGUUCCAGAUGGGUUGAAGGAGCUCUCCGAUGGCUCGGAAGAGAGCAGCGAUGCCCAGUCCGACUCACAGAGCUCUGAGAACAGCAGCAGCAGCAGCAGUGAUGGGUGCAGUAACAAGGACGGGAGGAAAAGCAGAUGGAAAAGGAAAGUGUCAUCCAGACUGUCGCAGACGUCGUCCCCACAGGCACCCUGCCCCUCGCCCUCCAUCCAAACUGGCAAAGUUAUCUCCUCCUCGCAGAAGCACAGUAAAAAGGCGCUCAAACAGGCCCUGAAGCAGCAGCAGCACAAGCAGCAGCAGCAGCAGCAAUGCAGAGCAGGGAUGCCUGUGUCAUCAAACCAGCAUGUCCUCCUGAAGGCCGUCAAGGCAGCCGGCGAGGCCACGCCUGCCAAGUCUGCUUGGGAAGGAAAGCAGUCAGACGGACGGUCGAACAGCCCUCAGAACUCCACCUCCAGUUCUUCUCCCUCUGUGAAGCUUGAUAACUCCUUGCCAGGGCUGGGGAAGAAACCUUUCCAGAGAUCUGACCGGCUCCAUGCAAGGCAGCUGAAGAGAACCAAGUGUGCCGAGAUCGAUGUGGAAACUCCUGACUCCAUCCUGGUGAACACAAACCUGCGGGCGCUGAUCAACAAGCACACGUUCUCCGUUCUGCCGACAGAGUGCCAGCAGCGCCUGCUGCUGCUGCUCCCCGAGGUCGACAGGCAGGUCGGGGCAGAUGGAUUGAUGAAGCUGAGUGGUUCUGCGCUCAACAAUGAGUUCUUUACAUCGGCUGCCCAAGGCUGGAAGGAGCGGCUGUCAGAAGGUGAGUUUACACCAGAAAUGCAGUUAAGAAUACGUCAAGAGAUAGAAAAGGAGAAGAAGGUCGAGCUGUGGAAGGAACGCUUUUUUGAGAGCUACUAUGGUCAGAGCUCUGGCCUGAGUCCCGAGGAGUCCAGGAGGCUGACCACAAACACCAGCCCUGCCGAGGUGGUGGAUCUGGCAGCUGAGCAGCCGAAGCGCACACCGGCCUCCCUGGCACCACUGAAAGAGGAGGUUGCUCCUCCGUUAGAGCCCAAAGCACAAGUGGUCCAGGAGGCACCCGCGCCGAGAAAGGGAGGAGAGGAAAGGAGAGAGGCCAUGCAGCCCAAACCAGCCCGACCUGCGGAGGCCUCGGGUUCCCCGAGUGGGUGUGUGAUGAAGCCCAGCGAGUGUUCUCUCCCUGUGAAAGAGAAAGUCCAAGGAGAAUCCAUUCAGGAGAAACCACAAGCUGCCGCUAGCCAGAAGGCAGAAGAAGAGAGGAGGCCUGCUGUGUCCAAGGAAGCGGCAGCAAAGGAGACCGUCAGUACCUCAGCUUUGGCCCUGAGCAAACCAAAGAGCCCCGAGGCAGGCGAAGUCAGAGCAAGUGUGAAAAGUCCAGUGACAACUCCAGAAACACCAGAAAAGAAGCCUCCUGUAAGUGAAGACAUGGAAGUCAGUGUUGAAGCUCAUAAGAGGAAGUCAGAGAGUCGCGAAGAAGCUGCAACCACUCCCGAGAAGAAGCUGCGCCUGAUGGAGAGCUGUCAGCACCACCAGACAUUUCAGGCCCAACCUUCGUCCUUUCCUGCUGCUGGGACCCCGGUGCCACGAGUGCCCCCACUCAAGAUUCCCGUUUCCAGGAUCUCCCAGCUGCCAUUUCCUGCAGGCCAGGUCUCUCCCAGGGCUCGCCUCCCGCUCUCACUCACCAGUCCAGGAAGAACAGGGGCCAGAACCCUGGCGGACAUCAAGGCCAAGGCCCAGCAAGCCAAGGCUCAGAGGGCAGCGGCCGCUGCUGCUGCUGCCGCCGCUGCUGCUGCCGCCUCAGCAGGAGGAGCCGUCCCAGGGCCCGGCCCGGGUGGUGGUGGAGGCCUACCGGGUGGUGGGGGAGGCAAGAGUGACGCAGUCACCAGCGGAACUGGAACUGGAGGGAAUGCACUGGAACUGGCAGGAACUGGAAGCGGGGGAGGUUCGAGAAGGUUUCUUCCCCAUUCCCAAAUGGGGAGCCAGGCCACAGACCGGGCACCACCGCACAAUCCUUCUGGAGCACAAUUACAGCAAACAUCCGUAAUGCAGCCCACAACUCCAGCCAGCAAUGCCAGCACCAGCUCCUCCUCUCCAGCAGCAUCGGCAUUAGGGAAAGCCAGCCAGCUGAACCCGAGCCUCCCCAGUGUGGCUGCACACUGGGAUUCGGGCUUCAUGAACACCGGCAGCAGUGCCAAACGAGAGGAAGCACCUUCUGCUCCAGCAGGUCCCUAUCAGGCCUGUGGAGCAUCAGCUGCCAGGGAGGGAGCAGCCUGUCCCACGACAUCUGCAGCAGAUCCCAACGCAGACCUAACCAAGGGAGCCCCUGCAGCCUUCAGAGGCACCAGCUCUGAUGUUCCGACGAGCACAUCUCCUUCCCCUCCGAUGUCCUCACUGACACCUGCCAGCUCAGAAGCCCAGGCCCAGGUCACAUCCACUCCGUCCGUUCCACCCUCCAACGCGCCAUCCGGGGUGCCCGGCCUCAAGUCUCUCACAGGUCUGAGCUGUGCAGCCUUCCCAAAGCCAAGCUCCAGCAUUCCUGCUAACAACCCUUUGGUCACCCAGCUUCUUCAGGGCAAAAAUGUCCCUUUAGAUCAAAUCCUGCCGAAGCCUCUCACCAAAGCCGAGGUGAAGACUGUCCCGUUAGCUUCUCCUGAAGAAAAAGGGGCAGCUGCAGCGCCCAGUGCUGUGAGCAGCACAGGGAACAGAGCCGAGGGUGGGGAAAGACAAUCGAGUUUACCCACACAGCAGCUCGGGAAGAUCUUUUGCCAGAACAGGCCCCUGCCUCACAUUCCAAGGACCUUUCCGCUCCCCUCGGGAAAGGACCCCAGUCUUGACCGGCAGCAGUGCCACGAGACACUCAGCAAAACAACCCAGGAGCAGAUCCUCCAGACUCUCAUCAAGAGGAUCCAGAAGCAGGAUAUGUUGCCAGUCCUUCAGCCUUCACAGCUGAACCUCACACACUCGGGUUUCCAGUUGGAAAACAGCUCCACCAGCCAGCGAUUCAUGCUAGGUUUCAUGGGCAGGAGGACAUCCAAGCCUGCCAUGUCUGGUCAUUAUCUGCUCAACAUCUCCACCUAUGGCCGUGGCUCGGAGAGUUUGAGGAGAAGCUUCUUGAACCCUGAAAGUCGCACAUGCCUGAACAGCCCUGUGGAUGCUGUGAGACCAGAAUACGGGGAAUGUGAGGAGAUGCCUGGCGAUGGCAACAGCAGUGAGGAAGGAGAGGCAGAUGAUGAGAGCAUCAGUGAUGAACGCGAAUGUGUCAGCGUCAAAGAGGAGCCCCUGGCAGCUCAGGCUUCCAGUCAGUGUGAAAAGGAGCAGGUAUUGCAUCGCAUAAAUUCUUCGGAUUACAGCACUCUCACUAAAAAGGGGGUAAAGAUGGAAGCAGCCACGUCCCAGCAAGCAUCAGCCAACAAGGAGAAUGUUCAGAUGUUGGAUGGAACCACGCUAGCGCGAGGUUUCAUUCAAGCUGCUCAAGAGCAAAUGGCACAUGCAAUGAGAGGGAAAACGCCCAGCAAUCCGGAGCUUUUCAGUACUUCCGUCCAGUCCUCAGACUCUGCGCAGCAGCAGCCUCCGUUGCUUUCUCCUCCACACCCUCCAAAGCUCUCGGGUAGUGCUGCAGCACAGCUCCUCGGGCCCAGUUACAGCGGCAUGAUAAAUGUCUCCACCUCCCCGGAUGUGAACCAAGGGUCCCUCAUGACCGGGCUGUCAGAAUGCAAUCAGUUGUCCAGCAGCAUGGGGAACGUCAUGUCCUUCUCCGUGACUGUAACCACCAUUCCCACCAGCCAAGCUAUGAACUCUGGCACCCAUGGUCAGUCCAUCCCUGUUCAAGCCUUUGCGGAAGACAACAGCAUGGAGGAUUCCCCCUCCAAGUGCUACUGCAGGUUGAAAGCCAUGAUCAUGUGCAAGGGCUGCGGUGCCUUCUGCCAUGACGACUGCAUCGGCCCCUCUAAGCUCUGUGUCUCCUGCCUCGUCGUGCGGUAACCGGCAUGGGAAGGGGGGGAAGAGGAUGGCUUGGUUUGGGGGUUGCUUUCGGAAGUACGUUGGGAAGAAACAGGAAUUUACUGCCUUGCACAAGAGACACGUUACUGAAUCAGGAACACAGAGUAGCGUUCUUCUUUCAUUAAAGAAAGAGCACCUUGUACAGUGAGUCGAAAUCGAGCUCAACUGCGUGAAUUGUGACAAGAGUUUGCACUUAAGGAAUUCUGUAAAUAUCUCACAUUAUUUUGUUUAAAAGUAUUUUUUCAGUCUUUUAGGAGUUUGCAUUGGGCCGGCGCUGCCGCUCACUGCCCCCAGCCUGCUGUUCGGCGCAUUUGCCGAGCUCUGCUCCCAAUGGGGGAACGAACCCCGGCAAACCUUGGCCUUUGGUCUUCUCUAAGCAAAGAGGAGAACUGGAUAACCAAGAACUGAAGCGCUUGUGCUCCCUGAUCCCAGAGCACCAGAGUAGGAGCCCUGCAGCGCUCCCUUCGCUGCUCUCCCUUUCAGCUGGACUUUCUCCGUGCUGGAAGGCGUUAGCGUUGCGUCAGCCGUUCUGGCAGCUGCCUUUCAUUUGUGCCGGGCUGAUAACAGAGGCGUGCUGGGUUGUGCAAUACUGGCCGGUGGCUUUGAUGUGCAGGUCCUCUCCUCUUCGAGGAGUUGAUUGCAGUAUUUAAGGAAGGCGAUGACUCGAUUUGCCACUGGUAAAUACUGAAAAAAAGCAACUGCACUAACCAUAGGAUCCCAGAAAUUCCCUAAAGCAACUCAGUAGCCGUGAUUCCCGGUGAUGCCAGGAAUCAUUUAUAGCAGAGAUCACAAGUGUGUGCUGAACUGCAUCUCAUUUCCAACUGCCAGGACUCGGCAGACGCUUGCAUCUGUAGGUGUUUUGCAGGAGCGGGAAGGUGCCAUCCCAUGGACCCACCCGCUGUUAGAGCACAUGGCGCAAGUGAAGCACGCUGCGCACGUCCUUGGGCGUGCUCUUCCUGAGGAAGCUUCCCAUGAUCAUCCCAACCUCCACCACAGUCAGGCAUCUCUGGUUUCCAUAGAUUUUAUAUUUAGCUAAGUGUAGAAAGCAGAAAACCAGUGUCCUGCUGGGCCUUGCCGUUAGCCCACUGGGGUGUCUGUGUUCCUAAAUGCCAAAUCAGGCUGGACUCUGUGUGGGUUUUCUCGGCCGAGGCCCAGGGCUGUGCUGGGGCUGGGGAAGGCACGGCUCCACUCCCUGUGCCCAAUCAGGAGAUCCUGACGGUGAUGCUCAUCCUCGCUUCUGCUGUGCACAGAUUUGUUCACUGGGGUUAACUGAAAUUAAAGCAGUUACAGACUGGCUCUCAGCCAAAGCUGACAGCGGGCUGGCUAAUGAAGCACACACCAGUCUGGAUUGUGAUGUGUCACAUCACCGCCAGGAUCCGAGUGCUCUUUCUCUUCUGAAACGAUGUUGGGUUCGCUCAUCGCAUCCAGUUGUGUCGCUGUUGGGGCGGGUGGGGCCAUGCUGCAUCCCAGUCAGGGAACAGAUCUGCGUAUCUUUGUGAUGGAAAAGCACUGAAUUCACUUUUAAUCCAAAGGCCUUUUUAAGAUGAAGCAAUAUUAGCAGGUGGGACAGCGGUUGCUUGAGCUGAGUCCUCAGCCUUUCUUCCUUCUUCCUUUCCAGCUGUCCUCCUGCUUCCCCCCUUGCCCUCUCCCUCGCCACUGGUAGCGAUCAAGAGUGACUGCCCAUGAAGCCGUGUGUUUCUCCAGGGAGCAGGCAGUGAUUUAUUGGUAUUGAUAAGAGAGUUGCAAACCCGGUCAUGUCCUUGCAGAACUGUUUCCUCCCCAGCUGGCAGAGGCCGGCAUCCUCUGGAGCAGGGUUGGUGUGCAGGGGGCAGCCAAAGCUGCGCCGCAUCUUGGUCUUUGUGUUGCUCAUCUCAAACUCUUUAGGAAGCAGUGACCCAGUGGUGGAAAGGAUUUGAGUACUAGAAAUAAAGGCCACUUUCCUAAUCGAUAACUGAAAUCUCAAAGAAAAACCCUACACAAAGUUCCCCCGAGUUUUUCCAUCACAUUUCUGUGUGCUGGCGGUGAUCAGAGCCCAGGAACAGCCCUGCUCUGUGCAUGGUCCUCUGUCAGGGCAGAGCAGCAGAAGUGGGUUGGCUGCUCCCAGGCACGAUGACAAGGAUAACCUGGAUUCCUGGGCUGAGGUGCGCAGCGGCACGGCUCAGGGCAGUAUCCCAUCACUGCCUCCAUCCAUCUCCUGUUCUGUACAAGGGGUUUCCACCAUCUCCUGUUCUGUACAGGGAGUUUUCACCAUUUUCUUAGGUCUUGGGGUACAGUGUAAAGUGGUUCAGAGCCGCGUGCCUGGGGGAGCUGAGCACAGAGGGCAGGGCUGGUCCAUUCCUCGUUCACUCCAGCCUUGUCUGGGCAUGGAAGAAGUUACAGCAGCGAGAUCCUUAUAGAGAUGCACUUAUUCCCAUCUGAGACAGCUUCCCUGGAAUAAUCCCAUUUAAAGGUUGUUGGAGUUAUAAACUGGACUGAAGAAGUCAUCUUUCCCUCAGAUAAGAGGUUUUGCUGAUGUAGCUGGAUCCAUUUGGCUCCCACCUUGGCUUCUGUCUGGGCAUUUUUAGAAUCAUAGAAUCACCAGGUUGGAAAGGACCCACUGGAUCAUCGAGUCCAACCAUUCCUAACACUCCCUUAAACCAUGUCCCUAAGCACUUCAUCAACCCGUUCCUUAACACCUCCAGGGAAGAUGACUCGACCACCUCCUUGGGCAGCCUGUUCCAGUAAUGAUGAGGCUGAUGAGGCUGUUUGGGACAGAGAAGGAGCUGAGGAGGGAGCAGCAGGCUGGGAGCUGCCAGCUUGCUCGUAGCGCUCACGGGCUUUUCUGCCAGCUGCCGCUUGCCAGGGCUGUUCCAUUGCUCCAGGCAGCAUUUUCCAAACCAUCACUUGCUGUGGUUCCAGCUUGUUCCUCCCUUUGGAUUUUGCAAGCAUCCCCUGUCAUGCGUGGGCUGUUUCCUGUGCCACAGGCACCUCCGAAGUGCAGGGAGCUGCUGUUUCCCAAGCUGCACACAACCACACCGAUCUCUGUGGCUCCCGCCCUGUACAGGACAGUGCAGGCACCUUGCAUGGAACUUGGAAGUUUACAGCUCCGUUCAGUGCCUUAGUUCUAUUUUAAUGGAUCAGCACUUUCCUCAGGCUACUUUUAUCCCAUUUCUUUUUAAGAGAAUAACUUCUUUUAGCUGCACGUCUUUGAUUUUGACACACGCUGCGAGCUUCUAGGGGCAGCUCGAUGGAGCGGUCUCCAGGGGUUGCAGGAGGGCAUUAUGUAGUUUGGAGUGACUGGAAACACUGGGGCUCCGUAUAAUAAUUGCUGUAAGCCCAGGCCAACAUAAAACCUCGGGAGUCGGUGUGUUCCGCAGUGCUGGGUAGAGAGGGAAAUGUUUUAGACAGGGGAAAUGCUGCAGCCCAUGUGGGAGCGAUCCCUGUGUGGCUCAGCCCGCUGCUGCCUCACUGCUGAGGCUCUGCCGGCAGUUGCCACUCUUCUCAUCAGCCGGCCUUCCUGCUGUUCCUUCCAGCAGGAUAAUAACCCACCUUCACACUGGAUUUAUCAAUAGAAGCGGUGUCAUGGCAUUGUUUGAAGCAUUAGACUGGUUCUAAGCGCUACAGUAAAUGCUUCCAUAAAGCCUUGAGAUGAAAGGUUCUCAGUGUUUGUGGCAGCAAAAGCAAUUUGAGUUGGAGAAGAUUCUUGAAUUUAAACCUUCCCUUCUAGGCCACAUCCAGGUCCUGCAGCACAGGAGCCAGAAGUACAGCCUGAUCCAUGGAAUUCAACUUCCCAGUGCAAACCUCAGUGCGAGUUGUGGUAGUGGAACAGCGAGCAUGACUGUCUGAGGGAGCUGAGGUUUGGAGACUGGCAGCAUAGGGAGGGAACGUUAGGUGCAGUUUUAAUGUCCCUUCUUAAAUCAAAAGCAAAGAGCAGGGUGCGCCGUUAACACCAGGCAGCAGAGCUGGGUCUUUGCUGCGGUGUAAGAAAUAGUGGAAGAGGUGGCACAUUCCCGGUCAAGUCGUUUUUCACUCUGGAGCUUUGCGUGGGCUCAGUUGUUGGAAGCCACCACAGCCGUCAGCUUCUGGCUGUGCCGUGGUGGCUCCACCGGCUUCAGGAGGUGGCGGAAGGUGCGGGAGGUGGUGGAUGGUGCUCAGCUCUCCCAGCCAGGGUUGGCAGGGUUGUCACUGGCCUGAGCUUCCUGAAUCCCACGGCUGAAAUCAUGGCUGCGGGAGGGAAGUGAUGGCACAGGCGCUGAGCAGGGAUGAGCUGCUGCGCUGGGGAGAAGAGCAUUCCCAGGAUCCUGCUGGGGGCAGCAAACCAGGGGCCAGGCCUCUGCAGCAGCUCCCAGCAGGAUCUCUGGGGGGAACAGCUGGAGCACCUCUGGGAUGGUCUCUCCAGAACUGUCUUUGUUACCUAGGAUGUUUUUUAAUGCUAUACGUUUGAUAGAAGCGAAGAGCAAUUUUAAGAGCUUACAGUAAUAUAUUUUAAGUAAUAUAUAUUUUAGUACCUGUAAAAAGCAACGGACAAAGGCUGGGGGGCGGCCUCGAAACAGGGUACUGGGAGCAUGGGGUUCUCAGCCAGGAUGAGAACAGCUCUGCGAGCCGGAGAGUGGGAAUGAUGCUGUUUGUUCCAUUAAUGCAAUAAAAAUGGGAAUUCUUAGCAAGAAGAAACCCAGUGCUGUUCACCAGGGACUUUUCUGGUUGUAACAACCAGCCUGGAAACAGCUUUGAAAAUUCUAAACCUUUGUCUGUCUUUUGCCUUUUUAAAAGGGACUUAAAUUGGAAUAGAGGGUAUGUACAGAAAAAUCAAGUUGACACCAUUUUAAAAUGUAUUUUUACACAAAUAAUAUAGAAAAAUCAUAUUUUACCUAAGAAUUUUAAGUAUUUGAAAUGUAUAUAUAUACUGUAUGUAUUUCAUAUAUUCUUUAUUUUACAUUUUCGAUGUAUUAAAAGUAUUUGCGCUGGCUGGGUUUGAGCAUGUGAUGAUGUUUAAAGAAAGGAAAAGCAAAGGAGAGGGAGAGAGGAGGGGAGACUUGCAUGGCUGCAGGGGAGCAGAGCCAGCAAUUUGGGAGCAAAUGGAUUGUGGGAGAGUUUAGAGGAUUUAGAGGAUACAGAACAUUCUUCAGCCCUGUUUGUGAUUCUGUUAAUAACUGUUCAUGUAGCUGCAUAACCCCCUGAAUAACCCAUUGGGAGAGGAGAAGUGGAGGGGGACUGUGUCUACAGGCACCACACCCGGCAUUGCCAGAGAUGGGCUGGAACUGGUGCUGCUCACCCACACCACCACCAGAAGCUGCUCAGUUCUGCUGUGCCACUGGAAUUCUAAUAAAUAGCUGUAUUUCUGGUGUGAACAUCUUACAGUGCAUAUAGGGAAUUCCAGCGGUGCACCAAAAGUCAACGAUUGCCAGGAAACACUAUCAAGGCAGGGGUUUUUGUUCUUUAAAUUGUAGGAGUUUGAGUGAAAAUCUCCCUAUAAAGGAUGCUGCGUCUUUGCAGCUAUCGGGGAUUCUCACCAGGAACGGGAUCCUAGCGAUGCUCCUCUUGAGCAGCAGUUAUCGGACAUGUUGCCAGCCAAGGGGAGCAGAUCGGGAGGGUGCAGUGCUGUAGGGUUCAGCCGCGAUGUGCAGCGCUGUGUCCCAUUUUCCGCUGCCUCCGGGCACUGCUCCGUGGAGCCGUAUAUUGGAAUAAACAGCACCUACUGCUUGAGACGCGGGGAGCUGCAGCCUGGUGGUAAUUGCUGGCUGAGGUUCCGCAUUGGUAGAGAGAACACGGAUCCCUGCUGCAAGGGGGGCAGCCCCACAGCGCAGCAGCCCUGUACUUCCCUCAUCCCCUUUUCUAUGCCCAGUUUGGCUUAGGUGAAUCUCAAAUGAGAUUUACGCUGUUCCGCUUACUCCAGCCAGCAGCUGCAGGAAUCCCGUACACAAACCAGGGGUGUUUGCAGCAGCUCUGGUGCUGGGACACAGCGGGAGGGGAACUGUGGGGAAAGAAGAGGCAUUAACAAGUCAGGCUUUAAAAGAACAAACCCGCAACCUGGAAAGGGGCUGAGACUGUUCUACUGUCAGAAUUAUUAUCAGAGUCCCUUGAAAAAGCAGAACACGUCCCCUGGUUCUUAGGCCAAAGCUGCCGUUGCCGGGGCGAGGGGGCUUCCACUCUGUAAAGUCUGCACUAUAGGAAACACCACUGUUCAGGGGGUGCACAUGGAAUCCGUCCGCGGCUGUGCAGGUGUGUGUGCCCACAGCUGAGCAUGAGCCCAGCUUCAUCCCAGUCUCCUGUGAUGGUACACCCUACAGUUACCACAGACCCGAGAUGGAAUUACAGCUUGGGUGUUUCUUUUCAUAUUUAAGAUAUAUGAGUUGGACACAGCCCGCAAUAGCGAUGUGUUCUGAGCUGCUGCACUUUUUAAACAAGCAUUCCUGUCCCCUGGUACUGCUGCAUCUCCUGUUCCUCCCUGUCUCUGUUUCAAACUGAAACCCAGCUGGUCCCUCAAACCAUUCAGUUCAGACUUCCUAGAUGCUGCAUUAUAGAUUUUAUAGGGGAGAAGCUGGGCCAAGAGUGGAGCUUGCAGAGGCCAGACUGUGGGGAUCCUCCGGAGCUGGAGGGGAAUGCGCUGUGAAUGCCACUUGACUGUGCCCAGCUGACAGGGUUGUGGCUGUGCCGUCUGUGCGGAUGCUCAGCCCACCUGAGCCACGAGGGGACAGCGGCACCUGAGCCUCAGUGGCAAAGGAGUCGGCAACAACUCCUUUAUCCCAUAUCCAGAGGGGUUCUAAGGAUUCACCCACAAAGAGCAACAGCGCUCCUUCUGUUACCGCAGAUCUCCUGGGCUGUUGUAAGCCCAGAGCCCAUCACUGUCCACCUGCGAGGUCAAAUUUAAAUAAGAAAUGUAGCGAAGUUUUACAGAAAAAGCAAUUGUAGAUCAGGAACGUAACUGCUGCGCAUUUCAAACCUGCGGGGCUCGUCCCAGCCAGUCGCGAUAUGGCAGGGCUUGGCCGUGUGUUUGGCAAAGCGGCUUUGUCACCCAGCUUUUACUCGUUCUGCUGUACAAGAUUCCACCUUGGCUCCUCACCAGCAUCGCGAGGGAGCUGAGGCGAGCGGAAGCCAGCUUGUUCCUAUCUGGUCACACGAGGAUCCGUGUGCCCAUAGGAAAUAGCACUUUGACAAGCAAAGCCUGCCCUCUGGCUUCUGUCUUAGUGCAGAUUCUGUUCCUCUGCCUCUCACCUAUUUUUGUCAUGUAAAACUACCUGCUUUAUAAAUGAAUGUAAAAUACAGUAGUUCAGCACAUGGACAAAUGUGUAUUUUAUCUCAAUGUUUCCUUUUAUGGUCAAUAAAAAGCAUA
Molecule: messenger RNA, 11731 nt
Organism: Cuculus canorus (common cuckoo)
Lineage: Eukaryota; Metazoa; Chordata; Aves; Cuculiformes; Cuculidae
Gene: ASXL2
Product: ASXL transcriptional regulator 2
Exons: 12
Coding region: 157-4404 (1415 amino acids)
Biological process (GO): animal organ morphogenesis; positive regulation of transcription by RNA polymerase II
Cellular component (GO): PR-DUB complex
Molecular function (GO): peroxisome proliferator activated receptor binding; DNA binding; chromatin binding
Source: RefSeq, a predicted model, not a curated record